AUAAUAGUCGCUGUAUGGUCUCGCGAUGUUUGACGGUUAAGCGCUCCUGCAGAAAAAGGACUUGACACACAUGUCAACAAAUAAGAUAAAUUAAUACUAGCUAGCAACACAGGCAUGCCAAGGUGUGCCAGUGUAGAAUAGGCUGACCCCUCGCUGCACCUAUAGGUCCUCUGCUGUCUCCAUGACCACCCCUCCCAUAGUGGCAUUCGCCGGGCAGCAGGCUCAGGCUGCCCGUGAUGUCAACACAGCGUCGCUCUGUCGCAUCGGCCAGGAGACAGUGCAGGAUAUCGUCUUACGCACCAUGGAGAUCUUCCAGCUGUUGAGGAACAUGCAGCUGCCAAAUGGAGUGACGUACCACCCCAGCACCCACCAGGACAGGCUGGGCAAACUGCAGGAGCACCUGCGUAUGCUCUCUGUACUCUUCCGCAAGCUGCGCCUCGUCUACGACAAAUGCAACGAAAACUGCACCGGUCUGGACCCCGUACCCCCAGAGCAACUCAUCCCCUAUGUGGAGGACGACAGCUCCAAACACGAUGAACGCUUGGCCAGCCAGGCCCGCCCGGCAACAGAGGAGAGGAGAGAAAUCCUGGAGGUUAACAAGAAGCUCAAACAGAAGAACCAACAGCUGAAGCAGAUAAUGGACCAGCUCAGAAACCUCAUCUGGGAGAUAAACUCCAUGCUGGCUGUUAGGAGUUGAACGGCAAACAUGGCAACACAGAGAGAGGGACACACAGGCGCGGGCACGCAUACACACACACACCACAGACUGGAAGACAUGGUUGUUAACUGGAUAUCUGACAGGGUCCCUCUGAGGCUGAUGCUGACGCUGCACUUUAGAAAUGCAGGCUUUUGCAAUAUACCUCCCUCAGUCCCAGAGAAAGAGGGGGAAGAAAGCAAAGAACGAAGAGAAGUUGUGCGAUGGAGAAAUGCUGAUAUACACUCACCGUACAGUUUAUUAGGUACACCCAUUUAGUAACAGGUCGGACCCUCCUUUGCCUCCAGAACAGCCUGAAUUCUUUGGCGUAUUCUACAAGUUGUCGGGAAACGUUCCACAGGGAUGUUGGUCCAUGCUGACGCGAUGGCAUCAUGCAGUUGCUGCUGAUUGAAUGGCGGUACAUUCAUUGUACAUAAUAAACUAUCCGACGAGUGUAGUUGUCGCUUACAAUAUGGUUAUUAAGAGGACUUUCAGAGUUAUAGUUUAUUUAAUAUCCUAAGAUAUUUGACAAAUACUACAUUUACCCAUUUAGAGGGGUUUUGAAGUUCGAUUUCCUUCAAGAUGUGUUUAUACAUUCCUAAACCAUUUUAACUAAAAUUAUAUACAGGAUGACAUGUUUGUGGUGAAGAAGAGCACAGAUCUGUGCAAAAAUACCAUAAAACAAAUCAUAAGGCACAUUGUUGAAAGAAAGUUUCAAAUUAAAUCACUGCAAGAUUGAGGUUUCCAGUUUUUUUCCCCCCACAUAGAUCUGUUCUCUUUUGCACCAUGAAAAUGGUAGUGUAUUGAAACGAAAGAGUUUUGUGUUUUGCUUCUGCUUUUCAUGUGUGGUUGGCUGCUUGAUGUAGAAGUGUCAAUCUUCUGGACUUUAUGAUUAUCACAAUGUCUGGUUAACUUUAGGAAUUCUAUGGCACUAUAAAUCCUGCUGUGAUUUAGACCAA
Messenger RNA from Salmo salar (Atlantic salmon), 1653 nucleotides. RefSeq names its product mediator complex subunit 30 (gene med30). The record is from RefSeq and is a predicted model, not a curated record. Lineage: Eukaryota; Metazoa; Chordata; Actinopteri; Salmoniformes; Salmonidae. Gene Ontology annotation, biological process: positive regulation of DNA-templated transcription. Gene Ontology annotation, molecular function: transcription coregulator activity. Gene Ontology annotation, cellular component: mediator complex.